AUGAGUUACACUAUGCUAGAUGCUUUGAAUGGCGAUAGAGAUGAUUGGAUGAUAAGAGUAAGACUUUGUCGGAUGUGGGAGUCGGCGAAUCCAAACACCGGAGAAAAAUAUAGUCUUGACAUGAUAUUGAUGGAUGAAAAGGAAAAUAUUAUUCAUGCAACACUUCCACAAUAUCUGUUUGCUCGGUUCAAGCACCUUUUAAAUGUUGUUGGUUGCUUGACAUGCGUGGGUGGUAUCAAAACUGUCAGUGGUGGGUGGAAAAAUAGAGAUAUGACAAUCAUGACAGAUUACUCGAUCACCGCUACUGUAACUUUAUGGGAAAAGUUGGCGGAAUUAUUUGAUACAAGUAUCUACAAGCAAGAUGAUGGGCCUUAUAUAAUAAUAUUCACUUCAACCCAGGUCAAAAAAUUCAAAGAUGACAUUGGCUUCUCCACGACUAGAAAUAGCAGAAUUUAUGUCAACUUAGACACACCUUAUGUAGCAUCUUUGAGGGAAAGAUUUUCUGAAAUUUCUACUAAAUUAGAGAUCAGUGUAGACUCUCCCCCAAGUAUGUUACCCGAAGAAAAGAUGUUUAUCAACCGGAUGACUAUUAAAGAAUUAUUGGUUGGCGAUUGGAGUGAAGAUAUAAAGGUACUUACCGUGAGAGCUGAAAUUUUUGGCAUAGACAACGCUAAUGGUUGGCACUAUAUAGGAUGCAAAGUAUGCUUCACAAAAGCCACACCUCAGGAUGGAGUUUACACAUGCAAAAAUUGUCAUGAAGUCAUUGAUUAUCCUCUUAUAAUGUUUAGAAUAGCUAUAAAAGUGAAGGACAAAAGUGGGGAUACAACUUUUAUUCUGUUCAACAACAUUGCCGAACCAUUACUUGAUACCUCGGCCAAUAAGAUUGUGAAUAAGUCAAACAACAAUAAGGAUAUUCCUAAAGAGUUUGAAAGUCUUCUAGGAAAAGAUAUCAUAUUCAAGUUAAGAUUGAAUGAUUAUAAUCUUGUGGAGGGAAAACACAAUUUCACUGUUGGUGAAAUUUUUGAGCCAAGACAAGUUCUAGAAGAAGAGUAUGAAUCAAAGAAAUCCAAAGAGAUACAUCAUGAUGAGAAAAGGAGGAGGAUAUCUACAAAAGAAGACGAAGAGAAUAAUAAAGGAUGCGACGAAGAGAACGGAGCUGACAAAGUCUAA
Molecule: messenger RNA, 1170 nt
Organism: Daucus carota subsp. sativus
Lineage: Eukaryota; Viridiplantae; Streptophyta; Magnoliopsida; Apiales; Apiaceae
Product: replication protein A 70 kDa DNA-binding subunit D
Exons: 7
Coding region: 1-1170 (389 amino acids)
Source: RefSeq, a predicted model, not a curated record